AUGGGUGAGUAGCAAGUUUGAUUUCAUGUUUUCCACAUGUUAUCUUUGUUAAAACGCUAGGAAAUGUUACGUACUGUAAGAUAUAAACCUUUCAUAAACGAAAUAACCUCCGUGCGAAGUUGGCUCCAUGAAAUGUCACUUCUCUAACUACAAAGAAGCCAGUAAGAGUUUUAAACAUCACGUAUUGGAUACCCCACCAUUGGCUAACCAGGUGGUGAAGACGUCAGAUAAAUGCAGAUAGAUAAUAUUUAACGCUACCCAAGUACAAGAGGCGGCAUUUCAAACUGGUAGGCAGUGUAAAUAGACAAGCAACACUAACAGGUAGUGUUAAGCAUCAAGCAAACGUAGCAGAACUUAUGCUACAGGGGGAAGCUAUGUGUAGAUUAAAUAUGCAGGGCAGAAAAGAUGCAAGCAAAUAGGAAAUAGACAAGCAGAACGUCAGUACGCUAUACAGUUGAUAGGCAGUGUAAAUAGACAAGUAACACUGACCGGUAGUGUUAAGCAUCAGGCAAACCACGUAGCAGAACCUAUGCCACAGGGGGAAGCUAUCUGUAGAUUAAAUAUGCAGGGCAGAAAUUUUCAAGAGUUGGUAAUUUUUACUUGAUAUAGAGUAUAACCACAGUCAUUAACAGAGGAGAGAAACUGUUUGACUGCAGACAAAGACAGAUUGUGACUGUGAGUAGCGAAUAUGAACCUGCAGCUUAAUAGGAUCAUUUAAAUCAUUGCAUGUAUGCAUGCAGACAUGCAACACAUAACCACAAUGUUCUGUUUUGACAAAGGAUACUGAAACAAAGCAACUUCGGGGUUAGUAAUUAAAUGCUGAGUGGUCAAGGAAGGUAGCAAUUCAUCGUUGAUUAGAUGCGAGACAUCAUGGUGAUGCUAUGUAGGAGAUGCUAGAAGUUAGAUGCUUAGACAUAAGACAGAGACAGAUUGUGACUGUGAGUAACAAAUAUGAACCUGCAACUUAAUAUGGUUAUACAAAUCAUUGCGUGUAUACAUGCAUACAUGCAUUACAUAACAACAAUGUUCCAUUUUGGCAAAGGAUACUGCAACAAAGCAACUUCAGGGUUAAGAUUAAUGCUGAGUGGUCUAGGUACACAGCAAUACAUCAGUGACUAGAUGCGAGAAAUGAUGGUGAUGCUAUGAAGGAGAUGCUUGUAGUUAGAUGCUUAGAUCUCAGUGGUUAGACAUCUGCAAUUUUUUCUUUAAGUAUUGAAUUAAUGAAAAUCAUGAGGGAAUUUUCUUGAUAGUCACUGACAAUAUCAUUUUCUUAUUAGCAAACAAUGAUGACGAUGGAUUUGAUUUGAUUAGGCCAUCUUUGAUCCAGCAAUUAAGAACCAUCCUAGAUCAGUACCCAGAUGAUGGACAGAUAUUGAAGGUAUGAAGAAAUCAAAGUGCUCUGUGAGCAAACUCGUGAAUUGACACAUGAUUUUUUGGAUUAUGUUUAAUGUUAUCUGGUUUAGGGAAUUUUGUGGUUGAUUGUCAUAUCUAGAGUACGAGCAGUAGUUCAGUGUUCGCUAAUGUAGCAAAGAAACAAAGUAACGUUGGGAUAAGAAGGCAUUACAAAUAAAAUGAUCAUGCUAUUGCAUUUGACAAGGGUGGAUGAUGUCAUGUGUUUUAAAUGUAUAUCAUUUCUGUUUCUGGUUCAAAAAAAAAGGUUGGAAGUAAAUGUGGGUAAAAAGUGAAAUUUACUGCCUUUCGUUGUAAAUAUUAGAAAAUCAAGGCAAUGCUGUCUUAAUGAAAACAUCAGUGAUUCCCUCUUUAUCAAAUGAGACAAACGGGAACGAGUUUUGAGUGAUAUAACUAAGCCAAGACUGCCACCGUCAUUUUGGAUCUCCGCCUGGGUAGAUUUUAGUCACGUGCUGGGCAACGUACUGAAUCAAUAACAAGAUAGAAUUUCAUUUCAGGCCUAUUUAUCAAUUUUGUGGUGUAUAACUUUCUCAUUUUAGUACGUAAUAUGAAUUUUGAAUCUUCAAAUUGUCUUGAAACUUAAAAGAAAAUUGUUCUUUAAAAAUUCACUGAAAAUCGGUAGCUAAAAUUGUUUGUUUAGGUGUUAUUUGAUUUUCGUGUUAACUUGUAAUUUCGUUAGUCGCCGGCAUCUUCUGUUGCUUCACACAGGGAAAACACACGAUACGAAGCGUAAUGAUCGAUUUUGUCCUCAAUCUCACGCCGUAGCAGAAAAAUCUUUUGAACAUCUGUAAACUCCGAGCGCUUCGCAGUAAAGGAUAUUUUCAAUGAAUCUUCGGAUUGUUUUCAAGUUCAAGGAUUGUAAAUUACAGUUUUAUGAAAAACGAAGGUUGUUCUGUUAUUUCAGUGUGAAUCCUUGCAUGCCUGCCAGUCGCUGGCGCCGCUUGAUGAAACUAAAACGAAAAAAAAAACUCUUUUAAGAUUAUAGUUGGCUUCUUUGUCACCCCACCACUAUUCUUAGCAACAAAGGUCACCAUUUCGUUUGCUUUUUGCUCGCCAAAAAACUAUCAAAUGCACUCAAAAGCCUAAAAUCGCAAAAAAGUUUACAGGAAUCUACCAAUCGAGCAAGCGAGCAAGCGAACGAAUGCCAUUCCCCACAUCGUAUCUACAACUCACUCUUGCGCAUGCGCGUAAUUCACGAGUUAAAAAGGGCCACCACAACCAGUCCGCUGAAAGGUAGAGGGGGGGGGUGGGGGGGUGGGUUAUUGUUACUUUUAGACAUCCAUCCUUUCAAUUGGUAUUGUGUGAGGGUUAAGCGAGUGGGGAGUGCCAGACCUCGAGUCAAAUAUCACAAUUGGGUAAAGAAGAUAACUGUUUAUAUUAACACUUUGAUUUUAAAAUUUUGUAUGCUGUGUUUAUAUGGAACAAUGAUGCAUACAAGAGUUUUCAAUUCUUUUCAUUUGUGUGCUUAAUAUCUUUUCUGGUCUUCUGUAAUUUACAUCUUGAAAUGUGUUUGGUUGUAUCAGGAGCUCAUCCAAAAUGCAGAGGAUGCACACGCAAGUCAUGUAAAAUUCCUCCACGACAAACACAGCUAUGGCACAGCCAAACUUCAUCACCAGGGUAUUGCUCAAUUUCAGGUAAAUUUGUUUAUCAAUGUGCAAGCUUUACAUUCCCUUUACUUUUCACAGUUACAGUCAGAAAUAGCUUGUUGGCUUGAAUCGAUCAACUUUGAAUUUACUUAUUUCAGUAUUAAGCAACAAUUAAUUUGUUGUUAAAAGCUCCAUAUAGAUUAGACUCAACUAAAUCUGCGUGGCCAAUACAAACUGGUCUCUUAAUUAGGAAUAACACAUCCUGACUCAUUAAUUGUUCGUUUUGUAAAGUGACUCCUGAUUGUUUUCAUGUAUCAGGGCCCAGCACUUUAUGCAUAUAAUAACGCCCAAUUUACAAAAGAUGACUGGAAGGGCAUACGGAUGUUGUGUGAUAGUAUCAAAGUCAAAGACCCGAUGAAAGUUGGCCGUUUUGGUCUUGGCUUUAAGUCUGUUUUCCAUAUGACAGGUGAGUCUCCUGAAUCGCUAUGUUCUCAGAACCUAACGUGAAUGUUUCCUAGGAAUUUUCCAUUAUAUUGACUGUUUGGAUUGAUAGUUAUAGCUAAAUUCUCUGAAAGAAUCCUUUAAAUGAGUUUUAGUUUAGAUUAUUUUCUUGUCAUUUAGUAUUUUUUUACAUAUUUUAUUCUUAUUUUAUGUGAGCCUCUGGCUUGGGAGUCUGUGUUAUCACUCCUUACAUUUAGACAAAAGUUAACAAAAGUUACUGCUUCAUGAUUUUAAAUUGUAAUACUAAGAAUACAAAUAGACAUCAAAUUCACCAGAGAAGCUUACCAUUUGACGGAAGGUUGUAAAUUUUGGCUGCGCUUUAAAUUGUGGGAUUUUUCAGGGGAUUUUUUUUGUCGCUGAUUAAUAGAAAAUCGAAAAAUUGGCCGAGGUGGAAACCCGGAAAAUGUUUGUACUUAAAGGUAAAAUCAUGCUUGUGCUAUCCUUGCAGAUACAGUUAUUACCUUCGUGUAAUCGUAUUUAUCUCUGCUAUGCUUGCUUGGUGCUGUGAAAAGCAACAAUUUUUCUCCGAUUUUGCAAAGAUGUGUACAUAUAUUCGAUUGUUAAAAUGCGACAAAGUCAUAUGUGUUCGUUUUCAGAUUUACCAAGUAUCGUAAGUGGUUCGCAGAUCGGAGUGAUUGAUCCGCACGAAGAGUACUUUAGCGACGAAAAUGGCAAACGAACCGGUCACAGGUGGCGAUUGAAAGAGGACCGAGACAUCAUAAACAGCAUCCCAGACCAGUUUCAGCCAUACAAAGGGAUACUCGAUUGUACAGAGGAAAAUUUCAAACAGGGAUCCUAUAAUGGGACAUUGUUUCGUUUCCCUUUAAGGACAGAACCAUCCAAGUUAUCGCCGACGUUAUACACUACCCAAAAGGUGCACACGUUGUUUGAAAGUUUUGAGGCAGAUGCUCAUUUGAUCCUUCUCUUUCUUCAGUAUCUGGAAUCCAUAGAGCUUUUUGUUCGAGAGGAAACAGACAGUGACGCCAGAAAAACGUUUCAAGUCCGAAUCACCAAUAAUACCCUAAAGUUAGUGGGAGAAAAGAGGAGUGAGUUUCGAAGCAAGAUCUCAUCAGGUGAACUAUUGCCAGAAGCUGCUUGGGUAACUUAUCCUAUUACAAUCGAGGCAAUUACCUACCCUAAAGGCUUCCCAAGUAUGUCAGAGCGACAUUCGUUUCUGGUUACUAACUACUUUUGUGGAGGAGAAAUAUCGUCAGGAUUUAGAACCUUGGCUUCAGAUCAAGAUCUCAGCUAUCUGCCUUUGGUAGGCAUCGCCAUGGAGUUGCCAGAACGCCCUGGACAAGAAACGCCAGACAUGAAAGGCCACGUAUUUUGUUUUUUACCACUACCAGUACAGAAGACAAGUUUGACAGGAUUGCCAGUGCACAUCAACGGCUUCUUUGCUUUGAGUCAGAACAGGCGAUACAUAAAGACGCCUACAGCUGAACAAGAAGAUCUGGCUGAGAAGGAAGGCCAGCCCCUGACUGACAAGUCAUUGUUAUGGAAUCAGUGUCUUCUGCAAGAGGCAAUCCCUAAAGCGUAUGCUUCUCUGCUGCUGGAUGCUACGGACGAGCAGAACUACAACGUGCAAAGCGAAGCCGUGUACAAGUAAGCGUGUGUGCCCCUAUAACAUAAUUACCUCUUUUUGCUAAAACUAUAUGUAGCAAAGAGCUCAAGAAGAUGAGUUGAUGGAAACAGCUAAAAUGCAUGUCGGUCUCCUUUUAGACUGAUUGUGUCUCUAUUGUUGAUAAAAGUCUACUAACUCAUGCUUAAACAGUUUAUGGAUCUAAAAGUCCUUCUUUAGUUUAAACAGUUUCCCAUAAUUUCUCCUUUGAAUAGAGCAUGGCCUGAUACAACUAACAUCGAUCAGAAAUGGAAAAGAGUGGAGAAACCCCUAUUUGAGUUGCUUCUUGACAAAAGCAUCAUCUACACUCCGGCUCAAGGAGGAAAAUGGAUAAAAUUGGCAGACGCGAUCGUUGAAAGACUUGCAGGAAGUGAUCCUAAGGAAUUGCUGGUGAACGUUUUUCUUGCAGCGAAUGAAAACGUCGCCUGUUUACCCGAACACGCCCUAAAAGCCAUUUGCUUGUACUCAACGUUGAGUGCAGAAGUAACACCUUCGUUGACGCGAAGAGUCCUAAAGAAUGUCCCCUAUAGCUACUCAAACUUAACACGGUCAGAAAAACUUUUGCUGCUGAAAUUUGUUCUCAAAGACGGUUGCCUUUCUGACCUACUUGGAUUGGUGCUAUUACCAAUUUCCAACGAGCACUUCAUUUCGUUUUCAAAUACGGGAGAGGCUGUUUAUAUUUCAUCACCAGCACAUCCCCGUGAACUUUUACCGUGUCCACGACAAAAGUUCCUUGAUGAGAACAUCGACAAAGAUUUGUCACGAAAACUGGAUGCAGUGGCAAAACAAGGUAUUCAAAUUGGCAGUAGUUGUUACAACAACGAAAAGAGCCAUACGAAGAACUAAGCUGGUGCUUUGCAUCUGAAAAAAUAUUAUACUUAAUCCUUCUAGUCUACCAGGUCUAGAACCUCGAAUUGCAAAGUGCCAAUUUAAAAGAUCAUCGUAUUUUAUCCCACGGAAGAAAUCGAGACAAUUGAGAUCUCUGAGUUACCUUUUUGCUAUCAUUCACAAUUCACAAUUAUUUUACCUAUUAUUUUCUCAACUUUUAUGAUUUUGUAUGGUAACCUGUUCCAUUUAUGCGAGACCUGUUUUCACAAUAGUGCCGUAUUUAGAGGCAGUAUGUCUGAAGUUUUUCACUUAUAAAAGCCAAUUAAGAUUUGCUGAAGAGUCACGUUACUUUUCGAACAGGAUGCACUCAAUUACGGCAUUUCACCAAAGAUGACGUUGCCAGACUUCUCCCGUCGUCACUCCCACCUGGAUGGUUAGAGGGACAACACAUUUUGUGGAAUCCUGGAGUCGGAGGCCAUCCGUCCAAUGACUGGCUAGGAAAUUUGUGGGCAUACCUAGGAAAGAACUUCCCCUCUGUAGACGAGCUUUGCAGACUUGAAGGCCUGCCACUACUUCCACUCGAUAUAUCUGAAGCUCCGAUUACCCUCGUGAGACUUAAGCAGAUAUCUGAUGUUGUGGUGAGAAGCCUUCAUGGCGAUUCUUUAGACGACGCUAUUGUCGGAACUUUGAAAGAGCUUGGAGUUACAGUAAUGCAAGGAUAUCCAAGUUUCCUUGGCCUGCACCCUUCCGUUUCGAAAACGUUUGUUCAUCCGCCAUCAGUUCAAGGGGUCUUAAAAGCUUUGGCAGCUUUCCUUACCUUAAAACCCACCGCCGUGCAAACCACAACAGACGAUGGUAAACAAUGUUUUAGGAAGUUUGUUGCCAAAGCCUCUUCGUUAAGUCCAGAUGAGAAGAAAGUCUUGAACUGCAUACCGCUGUUUGAGACUAUGUCCGGAGCCUUUGUUUCUAAAAGUGAUGGCCUUUGCGCUGCACCUGACGAAGCGUUUCCAGUGAAAACCCUCAGAGAUCUCAUCGACAUUCGAGAGAACGAUACAAAGAGACUAGCAAGCUUGUUAGACAUCCAAGUCUUGACACGUUCUGAGGUUUUGCUUGAGGUGAUAUUUCCGGAUGUAAUACGUCAGCGUUACUCUACUGAAGAAAUUGACAGACUCAUGGGGUUCGUGAUGGAUAGAUAUCACGUUUACGCCGCAGAGGAUGGGCGAUUUCAGAAUCAGUUAAAAGACCUGCCCUUUGUCUCAACUAAAAAUGACAGAGUGAGACCUAAGGAGGUGUUUGAUCCCAGAAAAGACUUCAUAAAAAGAAUUUUCGUGGAGGAAGAUGUGUUCCCUGUUGGAAAGUACGAUCACCCUUCAGCUCUAGUAAUCUUAGAGUGCCUUGGCAUGAAAAGCGAAGGAGAAAUCACGGGGCAAAAUGUGUACGAAAGCGCAAAAGCAGUGAACAACAUUUUUGACUUUUCUGCAGCGGAAAUGAAGUCAUCAGCGAUCAUGUCAUUCCUAACAAGCAAUCCGGCAAAACUUGAAGAGAUCAUCUCUGGAACGUCAGGUUUAGGAGAGCUCGGGAUGCAUCUUAAGGGUAUUCCAUGGGUCUCUGUGAUCAGACGAAAACCUGACGACUUCCCCGAAAGUCUUCCGUUCUGGGGAGAAACGCACAAAGAACCUUAUUUCUUAAAGCCCUCAGAUGUAAGGUGCAAACAAGCAGCAAACAUCAUUGGAUCAGUAAAACCACUUGUCAAAUCUGAGCCAUGUGGUCAGUUAACCCGCUUCUUUUCAUGGGACACAGACCCGACUGUUUUGCACGUCGUGCAGCACUUGCAGAAUGUAAUAAAAUGCUUCAGUACUCGAGAGAAGCCGCGUUAUAUUAUCAUCGCUCAGGAAGUGUACGCCUUUCUCAGUCGUGCAGAUGAUAACGAUGUACUUACUGCUUUGGAAAAUGUCAAGAACCUUCCAUGGAUUUGGAACGGAGAUGGAUUUUCUUCCCCUAGAUUCCUGAUAUCUCAGAAACCUCCGAUUGAUCUGUCACCAUAUAUCUGUUCCCUUCCCUCAGAGGUGGCAAGAUUCUACAAGCUGUUUGCAAAGUUUGGCUUACAAGAGAAGUGCGAUGACGCAUUCUUGGUGGAGGUUCUUCACCUAAUAAAGGAGAAGUACGAUAAUCACCCUCCGCCUCCUCCGGCAGAGGUACGGAAGGACUUGCAAUUGUCUGUGGACAUUUUGAAUGAAAUUAAGCCAAAGAUUGGAGAUCAGUUGCCGCCUGAACUUCAAGAAAAGGUUCUCAUUCCGACACAUGUGGAAGACGACGCGUAUGUUAAGCUUGCACCAGUUGAGAAAUGUAUGUACUGCGAGCAUGAUUGGCUAGAAAGAAGUAACCACGGUGGAGAAGAAGAUGAAGGCAUGGGAUAUUUUUAUGUACAUCCAAACAUUCCAAACAGCACAGCUGAACUUUUGCACGUUCCAACGUUGAUGAAUCGAAUGUUGGAGCCAGACGAGCUCGAUUUUGGAGAGGAAUUUGGACAAGAAGAAAAACUUACCCGUAGACUUAGCAGACUUCUGGAGGACUACUCUGAUGGCUUUGCAGUACCCAAAGAGCUUGUUCAAAACGCAGACGAUGCAGGUGCCACUGAAGUGAGGUUUCUAUAUGAUGAACGAACGAACCAGGAUGCCAUGACUUGUCUGAUAGACGAAGAAAUGAAACACUGUCAGGGUCCUGCUCUGUGGGUCUACAACGACGCCGAAUUCAGAGACGAGGAUUUUACAAACAUCGCAAAAUUAAACGGUGCUACAAAAGAACAAGAAACUGAGAAAAUUGGCAAGUUUGGACUUGGUUUCAACGCAGUCUACAAUCUGACAGACGUUCCGAUGUUUUUGAGUAGAAAUUUCUUUGUGAUUUUCGACCCGAACAAAUUCUAUCUUGGAAAGGCAAUAAGAAAUAAGAGCAAGCCUGGAAUAAAGAUAAAUCUCAACAAAAACACAAAGAGACUUCGGAGUCUCAGCAAUCAGUUUAAACCGUUCAAUGGAAUAUUUGAUUGCGAUCUUCACCUGAAUAAAGACGACUACUCGUACCCUGGCACUCUGUUCCGUUUUCCAUUACGUACCAGAGAGCAAGCCAUUAAAAGUGAAAUCAAGCAACUUCAUUACGACAACGAACAAAUGAAAGAACUCUUAAAGCUUUUCGCCUCUGGUGCCAAGACUCUUCUUCUCUUCACGCAAAAUGUGGUCCGGGUUAGCAUUUACCACCUACCGAAAGACUCGAGCCUUUCCUGUCCACCUUCGCUUCUGUUUGAAGUUAGCAAGUCAUUGUGUAGAGAAGGGAUCCAAAGGGAAUUGUCUUUUCCAGUUUCUCUUUCCCAUGCUGCUAAGAAGCUUAGUAAGGAAGAGCAGUACCUUUUGCAGCAGUGUAAUUUUUUGCAAGCAUCAUCUGUAGUUGCGAAGAAUGGUGGAGAUGCGGAUAGCUCCAUGCCUGCUGGUCUUAGUUCUGCGCUUACAAUUAACAUUAAGAGCACCACUACGGAGAGCGGAAAACCGUUUGUUGAAGCCCAGGCCUACAUGUCAGAUGAGUCUCAGACUUGGCUGGUUGCAAAUUCUAUGGGCAAAGGACUCACAGUGAAGUUUAAAAAGGAUGACAAAAGUCUACUUCCAUCAGCGGGAGUAGCUGCCAGAUUUUUUUUCGAUGAUUGUGGAAAAAUCUUACCAGUACCUGUUGUUGAUCAAGUCGCUGCGAAUGUACAACGUCCUAUAGGAAAAUUAUUCUGCUACCUUCCACUUCCAAUUAAAAGUGGCUUCCCGGUUCAUGUGAAUGGGGCGUUUGCAGUGGCUUCCAGUAGGCGAAGCUUGAAGGAGAAGACAGCAGACGAUAAAGAUUCCAUGGGAGUGGAGUGGAACAAGAGUCUCAUGCAAGACUCCGUAUGUGAAGCUUACCUAGACCUUCUGGAGGACGUCAAGACUUUAGCUUCUGACAAGUACCAGUUUUAUUCACUAUGGCCUCGAGCACGUGAGGUAGAGCAGAACUGUGAGCCCCUUGCGCGUUCGUUCUACCAAAGUUUGGCGAGUGGAGGCUACUCUCUCUUUUCCAAUGGAAGCCAAUGGGUGAACAUCGAUCAUGUGGUUUUUCUGGAGCCCAACUUUCGGUAUGAUCCUAAAAUCGGAGAGCUGUCUUUUGAAGUUUUGAAGUUUUUUAAGAAAGAGGAUACAGUCAUAAUUGAUAUUCCAGCUGAGGUAUACCAGUCAUUUGUCAGCUACGAUCUCGUGACAAAAAUCCAAGAGAAAAACUACGACAAGAGUAAAUUCUUCCGUGAGUUAUUCUUUCCAAACAUUGCUUCGGUUCCACCACACCUGCGAGACCAUCUGGUAUUGUACGCACUUGAUGACAAAGAUGGAGAGUUUGACGAUCUAAUCAAGUCAUACGCGUGUAUUCCAACCACACCAAAUGGUCGAAAACUUAAGUGUCCUGCCCAACUCAUCAACCCGACCAAAUUAGCUGCCUCUCUGUUUAGCCCGGAGGAUGAAAUGUUUCCAUCUGGAACAAGAGACACCUUCCUGAACGGUUUACGACUUGCCAAACUUGAGCAACUUGGAAUGUUGGCAGAUGAUCUCCCGUGGCCACAGCUUGCAGAAAGGGCGCAGAGUAUCAGUUUAUUAAGUGAUCAUUGUAGUGAAUCAGCGUUGAAGCGUACAAAAGAUCUAAUCGAUCAUCUAGAAAGAAAUUUGAUGUAUGGUAAUGAAAAUCGUGCUUCCUCUGAAUCUCGGGAGACAUUUUUACACGCCAAAUUUUUGCCGGUGCUUCAGAGGCCUAAAAGCUUCCCACUUCCUUGGAAAGCUGAUGAAUUUCGAUUUAAGAAUGGUCGAGUAUUCAUGUCUCCUACAGAGUCCUUUCCUAAGAGAGUAAAGGAUCUAGUCUGCUGCACUGAGCCAGUACUUGAGUUACACUUGCCAACCAUCGUCCAAGCGUUCCUGCAGUUGGACACGAAACAUGCUACAUUAAACCAUGUUAAAAUGCAACUUAACAUUGCCGCGUCUGUUAGCACACAGAAUCUGGACCCCUUGGAGAUCAAAAGCUUGAAAGAAGUUUGCUUGGCAGCGUACAGGUAUCUCGAGGAAGCUCUUUGUAACAAGUGCAUCGCAGAGGAGGAAGUAAGAGGGUUGUUUGGCGGGAAAAAGUUUAUUUUCUGUGAGGGGGAAUUUGUCUUAACGGAGAAAGUGGCUUUCGAGCUGCAUUACGAUUGUUCUCCAUAUCUUCGCCAGCUUCCACAAGAUUUAGCAAAAAGUUUUGAAAGCUUCAUGAAAACUGCUGGAGUGAAAGCUGCCUUCGAUGUCGAUGAUUUCAAAGCUUCUUUGAAGCAAAUGAAACACACAUUUGGGGAGGAAAAUCUCGAUGAGGAGAGUAUUCAAGUAGCAGUUAAUAUGGCUGUCCAACUGGGAAAUAUUUUAAAGAGGCGUGGUACACAAAUUGUCGGAGAUGAAGGAGAACAAGAUACAGUCUUUCUUCCUGAUUCCUUGGGUGUGAUGAGACCUGUUGGUGAUCUCUGUAUGGGAGAUUGCGAUUGGAUACCAGACGACAGUGGUGUACACCUUGUAAAUGAAAUGAUUCCUUUUCCAGUGAGUACCCGACUUGGUGUCAAGACCCGUCGCGAGGAAACUCUAAAUCGUUUCUCUACUGGGAUUCCUUUCGGACAAAGCGAAAAGCUUGAAAAUCGUCUAAGGCGGAUUCUUACAGCCUAUCCAUGUGAGAAAGAAAUACUGAAAGAACUUCUUCAGAAUGCUGACGAUGCACAAGCAACAGAGAUAUGCUUUAUCAGCGACCCUCGACAGCAUUCUGACGCAAAGGUAUUUGGAGACUCCUGGAAAUUGCUCCAGGGCCCUGCGUUGUGUGUGUACAACAAUCGACCAUUCACGGAGGCUGAUGUUAUUGGAAUACAAAAUCUCGGCGAAGGCAGUAAAGGAGACGAUCCCAACAAAACUGGCCAGUAUGGUGUUGGUUUCAAUGCUGUGUACCAUCUAACGGACGUACCGUCGUUCGUCUCUAGUGGUGAGGAGAUAGGGAACGUUUUGUGUGUAUUUGAUCCCCAUCACAAAUACGUACCAGGUGCAACUGAAUGGAAACCAGGAAGGAUGUUCAGAGAAAUGGAAAAGGUCAAAAAAUUAUUUCCAGACGUUUUCUUUUGCUACGAACAGAAAGAGUGUCCCGUGCAGGAUUCGACAAUGUUUCGUUUUCCAUUACGAACCGAAGAGAUGGCGAAUAGCUCUAAGAUAUCCAAGACCUCAGUAACACCCGACGCGUUGAAAGACAUGAUGAAAUCACUAAAAGAAGAACUCUUCGAGGUUCUGAUCUUUGUGAACAACGUAAGGAAGAUCACCUUGUGUGACAUAGACCCUACAACUGGAGAAAGAAUAAAUGUUUACUCAGUCGCAGCAGUAAUGUCGGAGGAGGACGAAACGAAAAGGCAAGAGUUUGCCACAUUUAUGAAGAACAUUAGAAAAUCAGCUGAACAACCGAGCGACCUUUACCCAUCUGACAUCGAGGUUAAAAAGUGUUCAUAUGUUCUGAAUCUUUAA
Messenger RNA from Pocillopora meandrina, 12512 nucleotides. The record is from the annotation of a GenBank genome assembly. NCBI's taxonomy places the organism in Eukaryota, Metazoa, Cnidaria, Anthozoa, Scleractinia, Pocilloporidae.